Molecule: messenger RNA, 2173 nt
Organism: Polypterus senegalus (gray bichir)
Lineage: Eukaryota; Metazoa; Chordata; Cladistia; Polypteriformes; Polypteridae
Gene: cep55l
Product: centrosomal protein 55 like
Exons: 9
Coding region: 91-1461 (456 amino acids)
Biological process (GO): regulation of phosphatidylinositol 3-kinase/protein kinase B signal transduction; mitotic cytokinesis
Source: RefSeq, a predicted model, not a curated record
CCGUAUUCAAAACUGGCUGAACGAGGUGUCAGAGGAGAAACAGCGCCGUUGUGAUUCUAUUGAGUGUGACUUUAUUGAAACAUACCUGAAAUGGCAUCUAAAAAUAUUGUUUCCAAAUUGGGUCUAAAGUUGGGUAACUCCAAAUCAGAGCAAGAUCUUGAAAAGCUCAGGAGUGAAAAUGCUACCCUAAAGAAAACUCUGGAUGAUCUUACACAAGGCAGAAGCAACUUAAAUAAUUUGGAACAAAAACAACUUUUAGAGAAAAUUUACAGUCUUGAGAAAUUAAAUGAGAAAAAUAUUCAGCAGCUUGCUUCUAAGGAAAAGGAAAUAUUAACAUUUAGGCAACAACUUAAACAACAAAGUAAUGAUGAAGUAACCAGGUUACGGGCCCAAGUAAAGGAAAAUAAAAGAGAAUUGGAAAGGAGAGAGCAGUUGUAUCUGGCCCUCAAGGAAGAAAAUGAAAAUCAGAAAAAGAAAUAUCAGAAUCUUGGUCAGAAAAAUGCAAAACAAGAAUUAUCUUCUCAGAAUGACCAAAAUGGAAUUAAUCCUACACCAUGUGAAAUUACUGUCAUUCAAGAGCAGCUAAAAGAUGCACUUGAAAAGAACCAGCAGUGGUUGGUUUAUGAUCAGCAGCGUGAGACCUAUGUUAAGGGUUUGUUGGCAAGGAUCUGUGAAUUGGAGAAGCAGUUAAGUCAAGCCAAUGUCACUGUUCAACUACAGAAUAAAGAAGCCAAUUCAGAAGAAAAGACUGCUGUUGAAAACCAUGGUGAAGCUUUAUCCGUUGCCAGAAAAGAGAUAUUGGUACAGAAUGAGGCCAUUAUGAAACUGCAAAUGGAAAUAUCUGAAUUAAGAAAAAGAUGUGAUGAAAAAUGUGAAGACAUAAAGAGUCUCAACCAGAAAAUACAGACAGAAAUGGCAAAUAAUAAACUUUAUGCUGAUGAGAAGAAGCGUUUAAUUGAUAAGGCACAUAAGCUGAAAAAUGAGCUAGCAAAUGUCAAAGAUAACUAUGAGGAGGAGCGGAAAAAGUCUUUGGACCUUUCAUUACAGGUUAGCUUUCUCCAGAAGUCACUGUUAUGCCAGCAGGAGGAGCAAAAGAGGAUUGCUGCCUUAGAGCAACAGAUCCAGAUAUCAUCCAAAGACUUUGAAAUUGAAAAACUUGAUCGACAGAGUCUACAGCAGCAACUGCACACAGUUGUGCAGGAGCUACGUAAAGCAAGAGAACAAAUAACAAGAUUGGAAACCAUGAAACAGUUGAAAGAAUGUCGCCUUUCUGAACCAAGCUCUUACACAAGACAGGGAUAUGACCGACAAGACCAAGCUUUUCCCCGUGUUUCUUCUACCAAGAUCUCCAGUGUUCUUGAUGAAAGCUUUCUAGAAUGUCCCAGAUGUAAAGUACAGUAUCCAACUAGUCAACAUCGUGAAUUAUUGCAGCACAUUGAUUUUUGCUCAGAGUGGAAUUAGUGAAGACGCUGAAUAUUGCAGACAUGUAUUAUAUUUUCUAAUGGAUUGUUUGUACCAAUUUGCUUUACUACUGUUUUCCUUUUUGCACUCCUGUAAAGCUUAAUAUAGGUUUUUUCAAUACUCCAGCACAUUUUAAUUUUUUUCAGUUUUGUUUUUUAAAAAAAUAUUUACAGAUAACUACCUUUCUUUGAAAAUUGGAUUACUACUGAAUAUUAAAGACAUAAUUUAAGUUAAAAAAAGUAAUAUAUGCGAAAUCUGUAAUAUGCUAAAUCUUAUGUUAGACAUCUUUAAAUUUCUAAGGGAGUAUACUAUGUAAAAUAAAAUUCAAGCACAACCUAUGUUUUCAGGUCAUGUCCUGGUAUGAGGGAAAGUAUUUUUGACGAACUUUAAACAUUCCUUUAUAAGAAAUAAGUUACUGAAAGUAGACCGCUAUAUUUAAGUAAUUCCAUGUAUUAUGCUAUUUUAAGCUAUGGAUUAGUUUACCUAAUUAAAGCGCAGGGACCAGAGAAGUAAUGAGACUUGUGAAUCGUUGCUCUCUAUUCAAGUACAACAUGAAAAAAUAUGCAGAAUUUGUUCCUGGAUCUCAUUUUAAAUGAACAAAAGAAAAUAACAGGUAUAAUAUUUCUUCUUUGACAAAUUUGUAUAGAGUAUUUUCAUACAACAGCUUGCACAUUUUUAAAGAUAUGUUACAAUUAAACAAAAUUUCUACAAA